GUCCGUUGUUAUUAAAUAAUGUUCGUGCAAUAUGUAAUUGUGAUUGUCAUCCUGUUGUUGAUAGUGGAUCGAUGGAAGCCAAAGAAAAUGUUGAUAUUACAUCAGCAACUUGGAAAUGAUUGGGCGUAUUAUCCUAUUAUCGGAAAUGCAUUUUCUUUUAUAGGAAAUAAUGAAGAUUUGAUGACUGCGUUUAUUAAAACAUCGACCCAGGGUUUAAAAAGAAAGUAUAAUGCGAUAAGUUUUUGGUUGGGUCACAUUUUUUUUGUUGGGAUUUCAGAUCCAGAUCUAGCUAUUGUAGUAUUAAAGUCAACAUUGGAUAAAAACUUUGUCCACAAAUUAACAAAGCAUCUCAGCGGUAACGGAUUAGUAUUCGCGCCUGUUGAUAUUUGGCACCGAAGACGCAAAAUUCUAGCGCCAACUUUCGCUUCAAGAUAUGUCAGCAAAUUUGUGACAGUUUUUGAAACACAUGCUAAGAUUAUAGCUGAAGAACUCGAGUCGCAUGUCGGAAAAGGAAAUGUUUCAUGUUUGGAUUAUGUUACCCGAUAUGCAUUGGAUUCUAUUUGUGAGACCGAGUUUGGCAUGAACAUGGAUAUGCAGCGGCAACCAGAUCAUCCAUUCUUCAAUGCUUUUGUAGAAUACUUAAAAAAUAUAGCUGCUCGCUUAUGCCUUCCUUGGUUACAAAUCGAUGCCAUUUACAAAUUAUUACCCGUGUAUUCCAGACAAGAGGCUACGAAGAAAAUAAUUUAUGAGUUCAUCGAUAAUCUUAUUUACAAAAAGAAAGCACUGAUUAAAGAAAGAGAUGGAAUUGAAGCCAAAGCUGAUUACCUUGUUGGUAAAACCAACCCUAAUAUUACGUCAUUCUUAGAGUUAAUGAUAGAAAAUUCUAAGAAUACCGAUAAGGCGUAUUCUCAUGAAGAACUACGCGAAGAGACUCUUGUACUUGCGUUAGCGGGUACUGACACAUCAUCAAUUGGGAUUUGCUUUACAAUUUUAUUACUGUCCCAACAUUCAGAUAUACAAGAAAGAGUUUACAAUGAAAUUCAAGAAUUUUUAAGCAAUUCAGAUAAACCUCUUCAGAUGGAAGACCUGCUCAAAUUAAAAUAUACCAAAGCAGUUAUAAACGAAACACUGCGACUCUAUCCACCAGUACCCUUUAUUACAAGGUGUUGUAAGGAAGAUUUAAUACUACCUAAUGGUAUCGUUAUACCCAAAGAUAGUAAUGUAGUUGUAAGUAUCUGGGGCUUACACCGCAAUCCUCAGCACUGGGGUGACGAUGUGGAUGAUUUCAAUCCUGAUCGUUUUAUGUCUGGACAAAUACCAAACGCUUUUAUGCCAUUUAGCCAUGGUCCACGGAACUGUGUUGGAUAUAAAUAUGCGAUGCUGUCGUUAACGACAACAUUGGUGACACUUUUACGAAAAUACCGCUUCACUCCAGCCACAAAUUUCAAGUACGACAAAAACAAUCCACUUCGACUUUCCUUUGCCAUUAUGAUGAAGCACGUCGAUGGUUUUACCGUUCAAAUGGAAUAUCGUGAAUAAAUAAAUAUAGAACAAUCAAAGUUUUACUUAUCC
Molecule: messenger RNA, 1572 nt
Organism: Vanessa tameamea
Lineage: Eukaryota; Metazoa; Arthropoda; Insecta; Lepidoptera; Nymphalidae
Gene: CYP341B1
Product: cytochrome P450 4C1-like
Exons: 10
Coding region: 19-1539 (506 amino acids)
Molecular function (GO): monooxygenase activity; oxidoreductase activity, acting on paired donors, with incorporation or reduction of molecular oxygen; iron ion binding
Source: RefSeq, a predicted model, not a curated record